Sorex araneus (European shrew) is the source of this 2483-nucleotide messenger RNA. RefSeq names its product aspartoacylase (gene ASPA). Lineage: Eukaryota; Metazoa; Chordata; Mammalia; Eulipotyphla; Soricidae. Bases 120 to 1052 code for a protein of 310 amino acids. Gene Ontology annotation, molecular function: hydrolase activity, acting on carbon-nitrogen (but not peptide) bonds, in linear amides; hydrolase activity, acting on ester bonds. The record is from RefSeq and is a predicted model, not a curated record. The transcript is spliced from 7 exons.
GAAAAGCCUCUGUUGCUCUAGUUCUAAGGAAAUGCUCGCCUUUUUCUCUAAAAUAAAGCUUUCUGCAGGAGACAAACUCUACAUAAGAAACAAGAAGUAAGAUAAAACUACUUGACAAAAUGACUUCUUGUCAUGUUGCUGAAGAGCCUAUAAAAAGGGUUGCUAUCUUUGGAGGAACUCAUGGAAAUGAGCUAUCAGGAAUAUUUCUAGUUAAGCACUGGCUAGAGAAUGGCUCUGAGAUUCAGAGAACAGGACUGGAGGUAAAGCCAUUUAUCACCAACCCAAGAGCAGUGAAGAAGUGUACCAGAUAUAUUGACUGUGACCUGAAUCGAGUUUUUGACCCUGAAAAUCUUGGCAAAAAUACAUCAGAGGACUUGCCAUAUGAAGUGAGAAGGGCUCAAGAAAUAAACAAUUUAUUUGGUCCAAAAGAUUCCUAUGACAUUAUUUUUGAUCUUCACAACACUACUUCUAACAUGGGGUGUACUCUUAUUCUUGAAGAUUCCAAGAGUGACUUCUUAAUUCAGAUGUUUCAUUAUAUUAAGGCUUCCUUGGCUCCAUUACCCUGCUAUAUUUAUCUUAUUGAACAUCCUUCCCUCAAGUAUGCAACCACUCGUUCUAUAGCCAAGUUCCCUGUUGGUAUAGAAGUUGGGCCCCAGCCUCAAGGAGUUCUGAGAGCUGAUAUUUUGGAUCAGAUGAGAAAAAUGAUUAAACAUGCUCUUGAUUUUAUAAAUAAUUUCAAUGAAGGAAAAGAAUUUCCUCCCUGUGCAAUUGAAGUCUAUAAAAUAAUAGAAAAAAUUGAUUAUCCCAGGAAUGCAAAUGGAGAAAUUACUGCUAUUAUCCACCCUAAUCUGCAGGAUCAAGACUGGAAGCCAUUGCAUCCUGGGGAUCCUGUGUUUUUAACUCUUGAUGGAAAGACUAUUCCAUUAGGCGGAGAUAGUACUGUGUACCCAGUAUUUGUAAAUGAGGCUGCCUAUUAUGAAAAGAAAGAAGCUUUUGCCAAAACAACUAAAUUAACACUCCAAGCAAAAAGUAUUCAUUGUUCUUUCCAUUAGAAAUUGCUUCUUAUUCACUACUUUUGCUAUCUGUUUAAAAACUCUACUAGUUUUUAAACUGCUCAUGAGCAGGAUUGUGCCUUAUUCAACUUCAUAUCCAUAGUACCUAGCCCCAUGCCUUUCACAAGUGGGCAUUCAGGUAAAUUUCUUUAACAAAUGAAUAAAUUAAUGAGUGAGUAUAUUUAAAGAUAUCAUAUUUUAUGUAUUUAGUUUGUUCCAUAAGGUAUAUUUCUUACUUUUGUGCAACUUUUAUACUUUAUAUUUUGAUAAAUUAACAUUCUUAAUAAGUAGUCUUUUAAUUCAAAUUGUUUAAAAAGUAAUCUGAUCACAGAAUUAAAUAUUCCAUGUUUACAAGUAAUGUAUAGAUGCUAAGAAACUAAUGGUGCAGACUUGUUAUUUUUCAACUGUAUGCUACUUUAUGUUUUAAUAAAUAAUUAUUAAGUGUCAAUUCUAUAAACUUUAUGUGAAAUCCAGAGGUUUUCAAAUGUUCAUUGAAGAUGAAAUGUGAAUGAAAAAUGUGGGUUUAUUGUUAAGAUUACAUUACGAGUAAAUCAAGAAACUCUUAAAUGGCCUUUCUCCAUACAAAGCAUAUCCUCUUUCAUGUGCCCAUUUGUUCCUACUCUCCUUUAUUCUGAAAGUUAUUUCCCACCUUAAGAAAGUUGACUGAAACAUAUUUCUCACAACCUCUCAUUUUGAAACAACACUUUUCUUAAUUCCCAACCAACAUGUGAAGUCUUUAGACUCUAGAAGAAUAGAUAGUAAAGAGUGAAGGCAAUGGACAAUAUAAGGAACAUGACAAAAUUUGUGUCUCUGAUUCCAAAACAGUCUUUCAAGAAACAUCCACAAACUACCAUGACUCUCCUCCUCUUUGGGUUAAAUCACUUUCUCUUUUGGCUGAAAUGAUAGCACAGCAGGUAGGGUGUUUGCCUUGCACUCAGCCCACCCAGUUUUGAUUUUCAGCAUCCGAUAUGGUCCCCUGAGCAUGGCCAGGAGUAAUUCCUGAGUUCAUGAGACAGGAGUAACCCCUGUGCAUCGCCAGGUGUGACCCAAAAACAAAACAAAGCAAAAUAAAAAAACAAAAAACCACUUCCUCUCUUUAGCUUCUCCACUUCCUUUUAGGCCACAGCAACCAAGCAAAAAACAUAUUUAUCUCACGAUUUGGGUUCAAGGAAUCCAUGUUAACAACUUCAAAUAUAUUUACCAAAACCAUACUAUUAUCUGCAAUAUAUAUGUGUAAGCAUUUUUAUUCUUCCAGAUAAAAUGCCAUUUAGCUAAUUUCAUUCCAUAUUUUAUAUUCUAUAGAGUACAAUUAAACUAGUUCUACAUUUUUCAGCAUUUUUGUACUUUACCAAAAUUAUUUUCAUUAAAAUAAAAUCUCUUCCUCUUUAGAUCUAGAGUAACAAAUUGAUUUAUCAAUGAGUUUUUAUGUAC